This is a messenger RNA of Rubroshorea leprosula, 926 nucleotides long. Lineage: Eukaryota; Viridiplantae; Streptophyta; Magnoliopsida; Malvales; Dipterocarpaceae. The record is from the annotation of a GenBank genome assembly.
GCAAUUUAAUUUCAAUUUCCCCCAACAUAAUAUCUCCGCCUUUCGGCGUUCUCUCCUCCCACAUAUUUACCCUUUACCCUUUCUUGUCUCCAAGCCGCGUCCCUAACCCUAACCCUAACCAAAAACCAGGAUCCAACAUGAAAGGAAGUAAAUCGAAGUCAGAUACCAAGAGUUCCAAGCUUUCCGUCAAUAAGAAAGCGGCCCCCACAAAAGCUGGGAAGAAACCGGGGAAGGCGGCCAAGGAUCCAAACAAGCCAAAGAGGCCUGCCAGUGCCUUCUUCGUUUUCAUGGAGGAGUUCCGUGAGCAGUACAAGAAGGAGCAUCCUAAGAAUAAGUCAGUUGCUGCUGUUGGAAAAGCUGGUGGAGACAAAUGGAAGAGUUUGUCUGAAGCUGACAAGGCACCAUACGUAGCUAAAGCUGAGAAGCGAAAGGUUGAGUAUGAGAAAAACAUGAAGGCCUAUAAUAAGAGACAGGCUGAGGGUGUCAAAGGUGAUGAAGAAGAUGAAUCUGAGAAGUCAGUGUCAGAGGUGAAUGAUGAGGAUGACGAUGAAGAGGGCAGUGGAGAGGAGGAAGAUGAUGAGUAGGAAAUACUCUUGGGGGAUAGUUGCUUAGGCUGUGACAAUGUUUGAUCAUCUUAUGUUAAUGUUUCGGUGUUUUCCUCUACUCUUUAGAUGCUUCAAGCAUCUAAAAGAAUUGUACCUUUUCUCCCUGUUAUUUCCUUUUAACCAUCGGAAAUUAUUAGUUGUAGAUUGAAGAUUUGAUGUUAUAUGUACUUCAAUUUAAAGUUUAAUGGUUUAGCCAAGGUUCAAUCUUUGUAGAGAAUGUAGUGUUCUCGCUGUUAGAAUAUGCCUUGUUUUCAUUUGUUUAUAUAGGGGUCGUUUGGUGUAGUUUUUCAAGUGUUUUCGUAUUAAAAUUUUUUUUUUAAA